Messenger RNA from Mesorhabditis spiculigera, 969 nucleotides. The record is from the annotation of a GenBank genome assembly. NCBI's taxonomy places the organism in Eukaryota, Metazoa, Nematoda, Chromadorea, Rhabditida, Rhabditidae.
AUGUCCCUGAUUGAACGGCUCCGGCUGCGUGUCGGCAUUGGAAAUGAACUGUAUAGGGCCACACUGGCCGAGCUGUUCGCCACCGGAUUCCUCGUGUUUGCCGGCACUUGCGUGAAUGCGCAGCACGUACUGUCGAGUGGACGAUACAAUGCGUGGAUUGGGGUAUGCGUCGGCUGGGGACUCGCCCUCGCUUUUGCCGUCCAAAUGGCUUACAGGGUAUCUGGCGCCCACCUCAACCCGGCCGUCUCGUUUUUCCAGCUCACCCAGGGAAAAAUCUCGCCCCUGCGCUUCAUCCUAUUUGUCAUCGCCCAGAAUGUCGGCGCCUUUUUCGGGGCCGUGCUCACGUUUUUGGUGUAUUACGACAAAAUCAACAGCUACGACCGAGGGCGUCGCUUCGUCACCGGCGCAAACCGGACGGCCAACAUCUUUGGAACGUUCCCCGAGCGCCAUCUCUCCGUGUUGGGCGGGCUUUUUGAUCAGGUGGUCGGCACGGCGGUGCUGUGCAUGCUGAUCGCGUGCGUCGUCGACCGUCGCAAUCGCAUCCCGCCAUUCAUGCAACCGGCCUUCAUUGGGACGAUCCUGAUCUUGAUCGGCAUGACGCUGGGAAUGAACGCCGGGUACGCCAUCAACCCGGCUCGCGAUUUCGGGCCCAGGCUUUUCACGCUGAUCGCCGGAUAUGGAUGGGGAGUGUUCAGCUACAAUCGCUACAAAUGGUUCUGGAUCCCGUGGGUGGGCCCCAUGAUCGGGGCGGUGAUCGGCGCCUGGCUCUACGAGUUCUUCAUCGGCUUUCACAUCCCCGAUGACCCGGACACGUCGUAUAUCCACAGAAUCGUCGACGACCGCAACCCAGAAGGGAAUCUCCGCGAAAUCCACCUCAUCGAGACGAGGCCGGCCAGCGAGCGCCACGAUCCACCACCCCCGCAGCAGAUCGCUGCCCAGUCGCAGAAGCCGACAUCCUAUCGGAACCUC